Messenger RNA from Filobasidium floriforme, 1710 nucleotides. RefSeq lists its product as uncharacterized. The transcript has 7 exons. NCBI's taxonomy places the organism in Eukaryota, Fungi, Basidiomycota, Tremellomycetes, Filobasidiales, Filobasidiaceae. The record is from RefSeq and is a predicted model, not a curated record. The coding region runs from base 407 to 1513 and encodes 368 amino acids.
ACCCACCCCCCGCUGCCGGACCACGAUCUGCAACAUUCACGACGAAAAGGGGUUCUUUGCCGGGAGCCGAGAACUGAUCACCUGAAGGAUGGGGAGGACGAUCUCGGGAUCCGCAUUCUCCCUUUCCAAGGCAAGUUGGAUGGAUGUCGCAUGUCAUCAAGCUGCUCCAAAUCGAUCACUCGGUCCCAUGCCGGGAAGGCCUUUGAAUAAACAAGUCCUGUUCGUGGGCCAACCCCUCUGGCGACGGUACAUAUACUCGACCCGCGACCCGUCAUCAUGACCUUGAUCAACAUCCGUCACGAAGUCCCGUCGUAUGACUUCUGUAUCUUCGUCAUCACGACUACUCGAUACUCGUCCCGCCUCAAAUCUUUCUGGACGGCUCUCUUCAUCAGUCUGAAUUGCCAACAUGUCAACAACAGCGGACAAAGCCUUCUACUCGGCUGCGGAACUUCGAACUCUGGCUAGGGAGAACUAUGUGGGAAUCUACGUGGGCACGCUGUCUGCUUUGGUGUUUCAGGGAUACGUCAUGUCUUUGAUGUUUUCCUACAUCCAACACCGAACCUCGCUGCUGGAGAAACUCCUCCUCCUCUUCUGCUUCACCCUCGGCCUCUUCCUGAGCUGUGUCGACAUGUACCAGGUCUUCCAGAUCGGGGUCAAGCAUUUCACGGAUACGAAAUACGUCUUUCAGAUCAAGUGGACCGAGGGCGUCAACGCGAUCGUCACGGGUGGGAUUCAUGCGGUCGUUCAAGGGUUCUUUGGGGUCAGGUUGGUCAAGUUAAUGGAGUUGAGGUGGUGGUACGGCCUCCCGUUCUUCAUGUUCAUCGCCGCCGGACUCGCUUCGUCCACCGGUACGGGGGUCCGACUCUUACUUCAAGACAGACAAGACCUCCAGGUAUUCCGGGACAACCUCAAACCUUGGAUCUACUCUCGAUACGCUACGGGCACGUCCAUCGAUCUAUUCUUGACGAUCGCUACCGCUGUAGUUCUGUGGAAGAACGCCAAGGGAGUGAUGACUCGAACGGUCACCGCAUGGGAACAGCUCGCCUUCUAUACGGUGCACGCUAUGGUCUUCCCGACAUCGGCUUGCAUCUUGUCGUUGAUCCUGAGGGGUGCCCUUCCUCGAUCCACGAUUCACGACUUCCCUAUGCACUGCUUGAGCAAGGUCUCGCUCUUGGUCUUGCUACAGAUGCUCAUGGCCCGCGACCAAACCCGACCUGACAUGCGCGAAGACCCCGAGGUCGUCAAGUCAGGCGAAGACACUUCGAAGUCCUACCCCUCAUCUGGCAGCGGUUCAUACCCCUCGGCCCACCGAAACAGCCGGAUCAACAGUUCAGAGAAACGACUCAACAACCUUCAAGAGCCUAGCGAGGACGGUGAGGACGGUCUUUACAAGACACCUUCUCGACGAACGGAUCUGGGUAGCGUCGAGGCGGGCCACUACACCCAUCCUUCCCUGCACUACGAUCACGAAGUGAUUGAUAUCGCCAAACCUAACGAGGUACACAAGUUCUGAUCGCCGGGACGAGCAGCAACGGACGAUCUUCCUGUCGACUUUUCGAUUUCUCCUCUUCUCAUCUGCUUCGGGACAACUAGACUGAGCCGUCGUAAUUCUCCUAUCAAGGUAUAUCGUUAUAUUGUAAUAGGUUUUUGUAAGCUUGUGGCCACAAAGGAUGGACAUCGGGACUCGUGAUUUGAAUCUUCGCAGAGGCG